AUGGCAUCUACAGUACCUUCUCCGUUUCUCGAUCCUGGUCCCACAGCCUCUCCGGGCUCACUAGCCCUCCUCUCCCUCCGCCGCGACCUCCACACGCCAUUGAUCCUCCAAAGCGCGGACAGCGCCGACAGCGAGGAGCAGCAAGUCGUUAAUACCCGAUUCGGCACCUUCCCGCACAGUACGCUCGUCGGCCUGCCAUGGGGCACGCAAGUGCUCGCCUCGAAAGAGGACUCCGGCCGAAAUCGCAAGUCCGGCAAGAAGAGGAGGCGCGAAGAGAAUGACGCUGGCGCGAGAGACGGCGAAGAUGAACAGGAUGUAGGGGGGCCAGUGGCAGCAUCCAGCGGGUUUGCGCACCUGGUGCCGCCUACACCAGAGUCAUGGACCAUGUCGCUACCCCACCGGACGCAGGUCGUCUACACGCCAGACUACAGCUACAUCCUGCAGAGGCUGCGCGUCAGGCCCGGCGACAUCGUAAUCGAGGCCGGGGCAGGCAGCGGCUCCUUCACGCACGCCGCCGCAAGGGCAGUAUUCAGCGGCUAUCCCGACCCCUCACCCACCAGCACGUCAAACAGCGCGCCUCCAGCGCCGAAAAAGCGCAAACUCGGCAAAGUCUAUAGCUACGAAUACCACCUCCCGCGCGCCGAGAAGCUGCGCGAAGAGAUCGCAGCCCACGGCCUCGACCCCGUCGUCACAAUCACCCACCGCGACGUGUACCAGGACGGCUUCAGCCUCCGUGCGCGCAAAACUGCCGCCCAGAAGCAGCCCCCAGAACCCCUCGCCAACGCCGUUUUCCUCGAUCUCCCUGCCCCAUGGCUAGCGCUCAAGCACCUGACCCGCGAACGACUCUCUCCCCAGACGCUGAGCGCCAUCGACCCCAGCGCACCCUCGCCCUCACCUGUCCCCCCCGCCUCAUCCUCCCCCUUCCCCUUCCCCUUUCCCACCCCCCUCGACCCCGUAACCCCCUUCCGCCUCUGCACCUUUAGCCCCUGCAUCGAACAGGUGCAAAGGACAGCCUCCGUGCUCCGCCAGCUCGGCUGGGUCGAGAUCGACAUGGUCGAGGUGGCGCAUAAGCGGCUUGAGGUGCGGAGGGAGCGGAUCGGACUGGCUGAGGAUGAGCAAGGGAGGGGUGCGAAGGCUGGGCCGGCGAGUGUUGCCGAGGCGGUGGGGAGGCUGAGGGAGAUGGAGGGGAAAGGGAAGGUGUGGAGGGAGAUGAUGAGGGAGGAAGGCGGCGGAGGCGGCAGUGCGACUGGAAGUGAUGGUGUCUUAGCCGAAGGGGUUAAGAAGGAAGCGAAGGGGGGGAAGAAGGGGCAAGCGAAGCAAGGGAAACAGGAGAAACAGAAUGACGGCAAGGAAGAGAAGAAGCCAUGGAGGACGGGCCGGCUGGUGCAUAGGACGGAGCCGGAAAUCAAAACCCACACCAGUUAUCUCCUUUUUGCAGUCUUGCCCAGGCUGUGGACCAAUGAGGAUGAGGAGAGGUGUAGGAGGCGAUGGGGCAAGGUGGCUGUUGAGGAACCCACGGUUGACGAAGUGGAAGAAGGGCCGCCGAUCGUGGAUGAGGAAGCGGGCAAGAAGCGCAAAGCAGAAGGCGAUAUCGAUGGCAGCGCAAAGAGACAGAAAGCUGAUGGAGAGGAAUGA
Coniosporium apollinis CBS 100218 is the source of this 1635-nucleotide messenger RNA. RefSeq lists its product as uncharacterized. The transcript has a single exon. The coding region runs from base 1 to 1635 and encodes 544 amino acids. Gene Ontology annotation, biological process: tRNA methylation. Lineage: Eukaryota; Fungi; Ascomycota; Dothideomycetes. Gene Ontology annotation, cellular component: tRNA (m1A) methyltransferase complex; nucleus. The record is from RefSeq and is a predicted model, not a curated record.